Messenger RNA from Frieseomelitta varia, 4060 nucleotides. It is a transcript of the gene aop, whose product is annotated as ets DNA-binding protein pokkuri. The transcript is spliced from 5 exons. Bases 775 to 2202 code for a protein of 475 amino acids. Gene Ontology annotation, molecular function: sequence-specific DNA binding; DNA-binding transcription factor activity, RNA polymerase II-specific. Gene Ontology annotation, biological process: cell differentiation; regulation of transcription by RNA polymerase II. The record is from RefSeq and is a predicted model, not a curated record. Lineage: Eukaryota; Metazoa; Arthropoda; Insecta; Hymenoptera; Apidae. Gene Ontology annotation, cellular component: nucleus.
CGGAGAUUGCGACUCGCGGCUCAGUCGCUCACCAGCUCCGAGAUUGAGUGGGUUGAUUUUGUCGCGGGCUCGUUCGUGGCUAUCGAAGACUCGCGAGCCGAAUCGAAUUGCGUCCGAGGUGAAAGGGAAAUCCGUUUCGUGUCUCGCAUCCUCCUCGAAUUUACCUGCCGCUCCCUUGUGUCGGACUUCCGCUAAUCCCGGUAAAAAGAGAGAACGCGAGAGGAAGAAAGAAGAGAAGACAAGACAGCGCGAGGGAGGGAGAGAGUGAUUCGAGUGGUGCCGACUGUGAUACACUUAGCCUACGCGCGUAACACACAUGGAUAUUCCGAUACCACGGGACUUUUUAUCGUAUGGACACGAAAAUCCGAUAUCUGUGUAAAGAUAUAUAUCCGAACGUUUGAAAGCGGAUCUCCACUUGCGUGCAAAGAAAAAUUCUCUACGAUCAACCGGAGAUAUUGGAAUGGGUGUAUAAAUAAAUACGUACGAGGUGCGGAAAAAAGAGGGAGAAGGACAGAGAGAGACGGAGGAACGAGGGAGAGAUAGAGAAGAGUAGCGGAAGAAAAGAUACACGUGCGCGUGGUCGGUGUCUCGAGGAUACCUGUGGAUGCCAGGCUGGAGUCGCGACGUAUUAGGGCGCGGAUUUCUGCCCAAUGACUACGAAGGAAAUUCAUUUCUAUUCGCUAACCGAUCUCUACUAUUGAUAUUACGCCGUGUCGGAUAAUUUAUUGGCUAGGCCACAAUUGAGAGAAGAGAAGAUAGAUAGCAGAACGUGUUAUGAAAUUGUUGCCAUCGAUUCAACUACCACAAUUGCCGCCGGUUUCGGCCGGGGGUGGAAUGACGGGGAUGGACUCUCGACUACCACCGGGUAUAUCUUUGCCAUUUAGCCCAACAGAGCUACUUUGGCGAUAUGGACCUGCCAUGAAUUUUCCACCCACCCAUCCCCCACCAGGUCCCUUCCUCGAUUUCAAGACGCAUCUACCAGCUAGUUUAGCUUCAGAACCACGGCUGUGGUCCCGCGAGGACGUUGCGACGUUCCUCCGAUGGGCCGAGCGGGAAUUCGAUCUACCCCAGUUCGACAUGGACAUGUUCCAAAUGAACGGCAAGGCGCUCUGCUUGUUGACAAAGGCCGAUUUAGGAGAAAGAUGUCCAGGAGCCGGUGACGUGUUGCACAACGUGCUAACGAUGCUGGCCAGAGACUUCAGCCAGCUUCAGAGGUGUCUUCCCAGCAGCCCUGUCACGCCUACGAGGCCGUCUGCGUACCCCCUCAGCCCCCAUUCGCAUCCUCCUACACCAACCUGGACAGAGAAUCCGUACACCGCGAAUCUGGCCUCGUUGAUGUCCGCCAAUUCGGUGACGUUGUCACCGGCGCCGUCGGUCGACAGUCAAGCUGGCUCGCCAGGGCACACGGAAGGCACUCAGAGCCAGGUUUACAAGAGCGACUCGGACGAGGAUAAUCAACAAGCGGCGACCGGAAGUCCACCGGCCACGCCGACCGCCCUCGCUGCUCAAAGGUUAAGUGAGGUUUGUGUGAAGGAUCAAUCGAGCCCCACGUUGACGCAGCCGAUGAUGCCUUUGACGCCUGGUGCCUUCAGAACGAACCCCGCCAACGCCGCGAGAGAAUUCUUCCCCAGCGAUUCCCCGGAGCCCAACACCAAUGGUAGACUUCUGUGGGAUUUUCUCCAACAACUUUUAAACGACCCCUCGCAACGGUAUACACACUAUAUCGCGUGGAAGAGUCGGGAAACUGGUGUAUUCAAGAUCGUCGAUCCACCUGGUCUUGCGAGGCUCUGGGGUAUCCAGAAGAACCAUCUUUCAAUGAAUUACGAUAAAAUGAGCAGAGCACUACGAUACUAUUACCGAGUGAAUAUUCUGCGAAAAGUUCAAGGAGAACGGCACUGUUAUCAGUUUCUGCGAAAUCCAACGGAGCUGAAGAACAUAAAGAACAUAUCUCUGCUGCGCCAGCAAAUGCGGAUAAAGUCAGAACCGGAAGAAGAAGGCGGAAGUGGCGUUGAGCCGGAAAUCGAUAUGCCGACAGAUCUCUCAAUGUCUAGUAUGAGUCAGCCACCCAGUGAGCAACAGCAACAGCAGCCGCAACAACAGCAGCAGCAGCAACCUCUGUCUCUUCACGAUCCACCUGCAAAAUACAGAAGUCACGCGUACAAUCUUGUGAAAACUAACCAGGAAUCGGAAGAGAAAAAGUGACGCGAAGCAUAGCCACGAUUCGACUACACGUUUUUAACGUUGACUGAAUCAACGGAUUUUGCAUUAUAGAACUCGUCAUUCGAUUCAAAUACUGUUCAAGUAUAUCGUUCACUUGCGGAAUGAACUACACGUCUCUAGAGACAUUCUCUGCCGUUUGUAAACCGCCAGGUCGUCGUCUUCUUUUUUGCAAGGCCAUCAUUCAAGCGAAAGAACUUAGAUUAUAAAUUAGAAACAGCCGUGCGAUCAACGUAUUUGGGACGAAUCCACGACAAAAGACUGACAAAUAAAAUAUCAUAGUGCGAGUUACCGCAUCGAGCGACGAGAAGAAUGGUGUCCAAAGCAAGCAACGUCUAACUGUGUGUCGCCUCGGCCAUGAUCAGUUGAUUCACCUUGAGUUGAAAUACACUACUACAUCGUGAUGCCAACCCGGUUCUUUUGAUUGCUUGUCGAUUUCUAUUCCCGCAUUGGCCGCAACUUCGAACAACGUCCACCGAUUUUGGAAUCGGCUCGAGGAUGAGCAACGAACAAACAGCAAAAAUCAUUGCGUUUUCAAAUGAGAUAAUUGGCUGCCGAGAAUCUUGUUCAGGGAGUCCAAUUGUCGUGCUACGAUUGUGGACGUGUGAUGCUUCGGUGAAGCUGAACUUUCGCGGAUAUUCCGCCGUCUGUUUUCCAUCCUUCGUGUUGUUAAUGCACGUGCGUGCGCGAGUGUGAAACGUUUCUCGCUUCUACAACGAACUAAUUUAGAAAUGCUUAUAGGCUGCUUAUCGACGAACGUACAAAACGGUGUUCGGGAAACGAUCGGAGGCGUUUGAUUCCAAAUUGUUCUGUGAUGCAAAACUUCAGCUUGAAAGUAAAUUUCUUAAAGUAAAGUACGCUUGGCUGUAACCGAGGAUAUGAGUUUGUCAAACAUUUUCUUUUUUUUUUUUUUUUUUAUUUCAGCAAAAGGAAAAAAGUUUCAAGCUAACGUAAUGUACAUAGCUCAAACUUUUUAAAGAGGAUCUGUUUUGUAAAUGAAUUCGAGAAAGUUUCAAAGUUAGUUUCCCGUUGCACCGACUCAGUUGUGCCAAUUUAAAUUCGUCGGUAAUUCGUACAUACUUGCGUUUAGAUUAUAGUGUUCUGUAUAAAGGAAAAAAGAAAAAAAAAAAAUAAAGAAAUAAAGGGAGAAAAAUGCGACUCUCGUUUUGAAUUAGUCGAAACGACGCUGAGAAUUGUUUUGUGUCCCUAAAUCGUAGAUACUUGUAAAUAAGUUGACGAGCUAUUGAAAAAAAAAAAAAAGGAGGUAUAAUAAAUUCUAUCGAGCAAAAAAGAAAAGUGCGAGAGUUUUAAGAAAUUCGGGGCCAGAGUUAUAUAUAUACAUAUAUAUGAAUAUAAAUUUAUGUAUAAAUAAAUCUCUAUAUAUAUUAUAUUAUAUAUAUAUAUAUAUAUAUAUAUUUUACUACGGAAGAGAAAAUUUAUAUUCGAAAUUUCUAUGUUCGUUGUCGAUGCGAUUGUGGCUCACAUUCCUCGCCAACGGAACCUAGACUUUAAACAAAAAACAGUAAAAAGAAAGAAAAAAAAAAGAAUGUAACUAGGGACCGAAGGCGCGUGUACGAUUAAAAACUGGUCUUAAGAUCGUAUUUUUACAAAAGACUCGACAUACAAACUCGGGACAGAAAGUAUGGAAAAGCUCUUAUGAGUGAGUCAAUGUACCACGUGUGAAUGCGUCAUGAGUGUAUGCGAGAGUAAAAAAAGAGGAAAUGAAAAGUGCAUUAGAACAAGCAAGAGAUUUAUGUAACUGAAUUAAAGAAGUUGUAUUUGGCUAUUUGUAUACUGUGAUCUCCGUGAAGUUUUUAUCAUAAAAAUGCGGAUGCAUAAAAAC